AAAGAAAUAGAAAAAGGAGUAAAAAGCGAAACCCACCGCCAUUUCUCUCUCCGGCGCGAUACAAUUUAGCUACGAAUACAAGGAUUAGAACAUCCCAAGAUCUCCCCCGAUCGCAUCCACAUUCCUUCCGUUUCAUUCCCGCCGUGCCCUCCCGGUGAAGAAGACAAUCAAACACGACAUCCAUCUCCUGCUUUGAUCCACAGGUUCAUCCUCGUUUGGGUUCUUCGCUGCUAUUCUAUUUUAACUCUUUACGCAUACCGAACAAACAUCUUCGAUUUAGGAACUCCAAAACCUAAUGGUGUUUCUUAAUGUUACUUAAUGUUAUCUUACUAUGAAGUUUUUGUGGCGUUUUUGGGCGUUUCUCAUUCCAAUGCUCGUUUUUCAUGUUGAGCCCUUGAAAAAUUUUAGCUCCAUUUUUCUUUCCGUAUAUGGUUUACAUCCUGGUUUUAGUUGAGGAUUCAUCGGAUCAGAUGAAGUGUGCAAAAGGAAUUAGUAGAUCGAAGUGUAAAAAUCAUGUGUAAGUGAGGGGAGGGUAAAAUGUAGGUUUUAUGAAUUGCAUUUUUGAUGAUUCUUAAUGAAGCUUACAGGUUGGAUUCGUUUGAAAGAGAUUGGGAGGGAUUUUGUUGUGCAUCAGAGCUAGAUGGAUGGCGGAAUAAGUUAUGUCCCUCCUGCAUAUGUUCCUCUAGGGCAGUCUGAUUCAGAAGCGGAGAUUAUUUCCAGAGAUGAGGGCAGCCAUUCCACACCUAAUGAACUUAAGGAUGGAUUGUCACAAUGGUCGUCUGGAAUAUGUGCGUGCUGCGAUGAUAUGCAGAGCUGUUUUAUUGGCCUUGUUUGUCCAUGCUUUCUGUUUGGGAAGAAUGCUGAACUUUUGGGUUCUCGAACAAUGUUUGGGUCAUGCGCAACUCAUUUCAUUUUGUGGGCACUUACGAAUACAGUCUGCUGCCUGUUGACUGAUGGACUUUUCUUGAAUCUACCUGGAUGCGUUCUUGCAUGUUAUGCUUGUGGCUACCGCAAGGCCCUACGGUCUAAGUACAAUUUGCCGGAAGCACCUUGUGGAGACUUUGUGACCCACUUUUUCUGCCAUUUCUGCGCUAUCUGUCAAGAAUACAGAGAGAUUCGUGAAAGAGCUAGAGGAUCCGGUCCCCAUGAUUUGAGUUUGGCUGUUGUUACCCCGCCAACAACUCAAACAAUGGAUUCUAACCCAGAAAAAUAGUUCCUUAAUUGCUGGAGCUACCGAGAAAUACCGGUAACUUGUUAGAUUUGCUCGCUUAGCACCCAGUUCUUUCUUUCCCUCUUUUGUUCUUACUGGACUUUUCAGAGUUUCUUCUUUCCCUCUUUUUUUAUUAUGAGAUUUCCCCCCCUUCUUUCGUCUAUUUAACAUUGUAGUAUUAUUAGAAAUUCAGUCCUACUAGUGAUUGAUAAAAUUAUGUUUUAAACAUGAGUUAUAAUGAUUGGUAAAUUGAUAUUAAAUA
Cucurbita moschata (crookneck pumpkin) is the source of this 1472-nucleotide messenger RNA. RefSeq names its product protein PLANT CADMIUM RESISTANCE 10-like. Bases 641 to 1213 code for a protein of 190 amino acids. The record is from RefSeq and is a predicted model, not a curated record. NCBI's taxonomy places the organism in Eukaryota, Viridiplantae, Streptophyta, Magnoliopsida, Cucurbitales, Cucurbitaceae. The transcript is spliced from 3 exons.